This is a messenger RNA of Beta vulgaris subsp. vulgaris (sugar beet), 1209 nucleotides long. RefSeq lists its product as uncharacterized. The record is from RefSeq and is a predicted model, not a curated record. Lineage: Eukaryota; Viridiplantae; Streptophyta; Magnoliopsida; Caryophyllales; Amaranthaceae. The transcript is spliced from 2 exons. Bases 1 to 1209 code for a protein of 402 amino acids.
AUGACCACCAUAGAGGUGACCAGUCCUCUAUAUUUACAUCCCUCUGAUGGAACGAACUUCAUUAUUGCUGAGAAGUUACAAGGAUCUGCAAACUACAGACCUUGGAGAAGAUCAAUGGAAAUUGCUCUAGCAGCAAAGAGAAAGCUUGGGUUUGUUACAGGGGUUGUAAAGAGAGAAUCCAGGGACACAGUUAAGGCUGAGGCAUGGGAUACUUGUAACAACAUGAUAAUAUCAUGGAUUCUAAAUUCUGUAUCAUACUCCAUUAAGAAGUCUGUCAUGUUUGUAAGUGAUGCUGGACAGAUAUGGAGACAACUUGAGCAAAGAUUUACUCUAACAAAUGGCUCAAGAAAGUACAAACUCAAUAAGGAUUUGUAUGAAGCAAGGCAACAAGGAAAAGCUGUGAGUGAGUAUUAUACCACAACGAGGUGCUACUGGAAAGAACUUGAGUCACUGAACUCACUUCCACCAAUCACUUCUGUCACAGCAGAAGUAACUGCAUUUGUGGAAGCUCUCACUAUGCAGAAGGAAGAACAUAAGCUAUUUUUGUUCCCAAAUGGCCUAGAUGAGGCAUAUGGAACUCAGAGGAGUAAAAUACUCAUGAUGACACCUCUCCCAUCAGUAGAGACAACUUGUAGCUACCUUGAACAAGAGGAAGCUCGGAGAGAGAUCUUGUGUAAAGUAAAAGAAGAAAGGGAGACUCUUGCUAUGUACAUUAAAGGAACACCUACUGGUGAACAAACUGGAAAUCAAUGCAGUGUGUGGAAAGGGAAGAAUCAGUUCACAUCUCAGUAUAAAGGAAAAGGGAGAGGAAGUUCCUCUGACCAGAAGUGGAACAAAGGAAAGCAAAGUGGAACAAGGGUUGCUGCCAAUGUUCAAGGGCAACAGAGUGGUGACAACAACUCUGCUGCAAGUGGUGAAGCCACUAUCACAGCCCAACAACUGGAGCAACUCCUCAGGCAUCUUCCAACACCAUCUAAAGGUGGAGAAAUAGAUGAUGAAAUGGAUGUGAGUUACUCAGGUAUGGUGUACUGUCAUUUUGUUGAUACUAUGAAAACAAAUGAUGACUGGAUCUUGGAUUCAGGAGCAUCUGAUCAUAUGACAGGAAAAAUUAACAUUUUGAGUAAUGUGUCUGUAUGUAAGGGAAAUCCCUUGAUCAACUUGCCUACGGGAGAAGCCUCAAAAAUCUCCAAUCUAGGUGAUGUUACUUAA